AGGAAAGUUCCUUUCCAGCCUUGCUUUCUGGCUGUGUUUUGCCAAGCGGGUGAACCCUGGUAAUUUCCUCUGAGCUGUGAGGAAUGCCUUGGCACACUUCCAGGGCUGCAUGGGGAGGUGGGGGAGGCUGGCAGCCCCAAACCCUGCCUCUUAUCCACUCACCUGUUUUAGCUGGAGGGAAAAGCUCUGAACUGUUUGCUUCCAGAGAAAGGUUGCUCAUUGCCACAGGCUUGAAACAUGAGCUUCUAGGUAGGACUAAAUUCUUCUGUUCAGUGACCUUUUCCACCCAAAAGCUGUGCUAAAGUUUAACUUAUAAAGGUGAGGUGUGAGGUGCUCCUUACAUUUGGAGUAAGAGUGUAGUCAAAACCAGAUGGUUACAGCAGUGUUCUCUCUAAUCCUGGGAAUCCAGGGUUCUAAGUCCACAUGUUCCAGAGCAACCACCUUUACCAGAAGCAAACAUGGAUGUCUGGCCUGUGCUUUUCAGCUCCAGAGGACUCUUCCUACUGUGUGUGCUGCCAGCAUCACUGUUGUCGCUGCAGUGGGCUCUGGGUGGCCAUAUUACAGAUUUUGCAUUCCCCUCCUGCUGGCCUCCCUCCCUGCGAUGGCUGCAGGUGAAGAGAUCGCCCCUGCCCUGCAGGACUCGUGGGGGGACUUCUGGCUCUUCCGUUUCUUUGUUAAUGCUGCUGGCUAUGCCAGUAUUGUGGUACCGGGCUUCCUCCUCAUCCAGUACUUCAAGAGAAGGAACUACUUGGAGACAGGCAGAGGCAUUUGCUUCCCUGUCAUCAAAUCAUGUGUGUUUGGCUCUGAGGUGAAGUCUGUACAUCAGGAUGAUGGCUCCCUGCCACCCCGAGCAGAGCCCACAGAGUCCUCCACAGCCCGACAUGUCUUCAAGCUGCUCUUCUGUGCUGCUGGUCUACAGGCUUCCUACCUCACAUGGGGUGUCCUCCAGGAGCGUGUGAUGACGAGAACGUACGGUGCUACUGAAACAGACCCCGGAGAGAAGUUCAAGGACUCCCAGUUCCUCGUGUUCAUGAACCGCAUCCUGGCCUUCACAGUGGCUGGUCUGUACUGUGCCCUGACCAAGCAGCCACGCCAUGGGGCUCCUAUGUACAAAUACUCCUUUGCCUCCCUCUCCAAUAUCCUCAGCAGCUGGUGUCAGUAUGAGGCACUCAAAUACAUCAGCUUCCCCACCCAAGUGCUGGCCAAGGCCUCCAAAGUGAUCCCAGUGAUGAUGAUGGGCAAACUGGUGUCACGCAAAAGUUACGAGUACUGGGAGUACCUGACUGCUGCCCUCAUCUCCGUCGGGGUCAGCAUGUUCCUGCUCUCCAGCGCUCCUAACAGGACAGUGUCCACUGUCACCACUUUCUCUGGCAUAGUGCUCCUGGCUGGCUACAUAAUCUUCGACAGCUUCACCUCCAACUGGCAGGACGCUCUCUUCACCUACAAGAUGUCUCCCGUGCAGAUGAUGUUUGGCGUCAACGUCUUCUCCUGCCUUUUCACCGUGGGCUCGCUCUUGGAGCAGGGUGCCUUGCUGGAGUCGCUGCGCUUCAUGGCCCGCCACUCGGAGUUCACCGCCCACGCCGUGCUGCUCUCUGUGUGCUCUGCCUGCGGCCAGCUCUUCAUCUUCUACACCAUCAACCAGUUCGGGGCAGCUGUCUUCACCAUCAUCAUGACACUCCGACAGGCCUUCGCCAUCCUCCUCUCCUGCCUCAUCUACGGCCACACUGUCACUGUUGUGGGUGGGCUGGGCAUAGCCGUUGUCUUCAUGGCCCUCUUCCUCCGAGUCUACGCCCGCAGCCGCAUGAAGAAGCGCAGUAAGAAGCUCCCGCCGGGCGAGACCCCUGUACAAAAGGUCUAAGGAAGCGGAGGCCAUGGCAUUUAAGCCAUGCCUGCUGUCCUGCCUCCACUCAAGGGUAUUUGCUGAAUUUCUCAGAACCCACUUAGAAGAAGAGUGGGAUAUGAAUAGGCAGGACCAGUGACUCGGUUUUCCACCUGCUUUUCCUGAGAAAGGGGCUGGAACAAGCCCAGGAAACGCUCUGGGCUGAUGCAGCUCCAAACCUUUCCAUUUGCCUUAAUAGGUGAAAGACUUACAGCCAAGGCACAGGCCUGGGGACACACCAGCAUGGGGCUGCUGGUAUUCCUGCCCCACCUCUGUCUUGUGGCUUCUCCCCAAAGUCACUCAUGAACAAGGGAACUCUUCCCUGGCACUGUCUUGCCUCUGGCUAAUGCUCCUCCAUUUCUGUUAGUACUACAGAGCUUGGCAGGAGGAAAGGGCAAGCAAAACACUAGGUUUCUUUUUGAAACACCUCUGAGUGAGGCAAGUCCCAAGCUGAGCCCAUCGAAGGGUGGGGAAUGCUCGUCCUCCAUUCCAGGAGGGGCUCUGGGUAGUACAGGUACAGCCAAGGGAAGGACUCCCAGCCUGUCCUACCCCAGGCCUGGGAUCUGCUCUGGGAGGGCACUGCAGUGAGAGCCAGUACCUCCCAGUUUGGUUUUAUCAAUUCUUUACCCCUGCUCCAGGACACUCUUCUUUGCCCCCCUCAGCCCAGGCUGAUUUUUAUGCAGCACCUGAGCUGGGCAGUUCCCAAGGCUUGCCGAGUCCUUUGAGGUUGCUUUUUGGUUACAUCUGCUGUUGUUACAGGCCAAAGGCUGCACUGCCCCGAAACCCCAGCACCACCUCGGGCUCCCUCAGUGCCAUGGUUUCUGGGCUUUGCAGUUGCCAUUCAGACAAGCACAAACAACCCCUCUUUUUCCUGCCACCUGGAGGCACUGGCCCUGGUUUUCCUGGGGGCUGGCCAGAGUCUGUGCCUGGAGGGUUAGGACGUGGGGCAGAGCCUGCUUGCGGUGCCUUGUUCCUGCUCCGCAGACAGCAGGGGAUGGAGCAGUGAAAGCUGUUCUUCCCCCAAAGCCUGGGUUUUAUCGGUCAAUCCUUUUCUCGUCAACACAACCUGACUGACAAACCAGCAGGUUUUGGUACUUUUGCAAGGCAACUUUUUUCUGUUUUUAUUUUAUUAAAUUAAAAAUAUGCUGCAUAUAGUGCCAUGGACGUAAAUGUUGGGGGUUUUUUUUGGUUGGUUGGGGUUUUUUUUCCAUAUACUUGGAAGGAGGGAAGAGAUUUCCAAUUCUUCCUGUGUCCCUAGUCUGGACAGCAGAGUUGUGUUUCCAAAUACAGGUGCCUCUGUCUGUCUUUGCCAAGGCUGGUGUCAACCAGGGUUGCACUCCAAGCUGCAAGGUCUGACAGGAGAUCCUUGCACACACAGCUGGGGAGCACAGCCAGGUUUGGAAUGCUGUUUACUCUGGUGAGCAGGCAAAGGAACCAUUAGCCUGAGCCUAGUUUGGCUCCUAGGCUCUGCAUGGUGCAACUUAAGGAAUUCCCAGUGGGGCAGCUACCAAGAGGUGAUACAGAAGCCGGCUGAGCACCUGCCAGCCAGGGCCCCCGGUGCUGCAGCACUUUGUGGGGCGUACUGCAGCAGCCAGAGCCAUGAGAGGCUUGAGGUGUGGAUGGUCCACGCUCCUGGUAAUUGUGGGAGGCCUGGUGAAAAAAUGUGUAGGCAAGGGCGAGUCUGGGGUCAGAGACAGGACUGGGGCCUAACACAGCUAGGGAAAGGGGACACUCAGGUGAGGGUUACAAGAGAAACAGAGGAGGAAACUAGGGACAGUGGUGACUUAGCUGAGCCUGGAGGGAUACCAGAGCUGGUGCUGAGCACGGCCCAGGCUUCAGAGCACUUGGCUCUCCAGCAGUUUUACCAGUGCUCCUUUUCUAGCUCUGAGCUUUUGGAGGUGCCUGUGCAACCUCACAGCUUUUCAUCCUGCCCAAAUUCACCCAAAUGUCUGCACCCACCAUCUGCUGACAGACUGAAAAUGGAAUGUGAUUUCC
This is a messenger RNA of Motacilla alba alba, 3874 nucleotides long. RefSeq names its product solute carrier family 35 member B2 (gene SLC35B2). The coding region runs from base 371 to 1858 and encodes 495 amino acids. The transcript is spliced from 4 exons. Gene Ontology annotation, cellular component: Golgi membrane; endoplasmic reticulum membrane. The record is from RefSeq and is a predicted model, not a curated record. NCBI's taxonomy places the organism in Eukaryota, Metazoa, Chordata, Aves, Passeriformes, Motacillidae. Gene Ontology annotation, molecular function: 3'-phosphoadenosine 5'-phosphosulfate transmembrane transporter activity. Gene Ontology annotation, biological process: transmembrane transport.